AUAUUAGUCAUUCCCGUAGAAUACUCUUCAAAUGGCGGCGCCCAUGAAUAUAACAGAAAUAGAAAAGAAAAUACUUUUUCAACGAGAAAAGUGCCGAAGUCUUGAAAAGUUUGAAACGGUUAAAGAAAUAAAAUACACAGAAUUUUUUAAGCAAUACUUAUUUCCUAAUAUACCAUGUAUAUUUACUCCAAAUAUCACAAGGCAUUGGAAGAGUCGACAAGAUUGGGUGCUUGAAGAUAAAACACCAAACUUUUCUCUUUUAAGAUCUAAAUUUGGUGAAGCUAUUGUACCUGUCGCAAAUUGUGGGCAAGAACAGUUCAGUUCUCAUCCCAAAAAAGACAUGCUGUUGUCAGAGUACUUAGACUAUUGGGAAAAUUAUAGAUCUGAAGGUUAUCCUGGGAAUCAGCCAUGUCUUUAUCUUAAAGAUUGGCAUUUUACAAAAGCCUACCCAGGUUAUGAGGCGUAUAUUACUCCAGUAUACUUCCAAUCAGACUGGCUCAAUGAAUUCUGGGACACACUUCCAUUAGAUGAUUAUAGAUUUGUGUAUAUGGGUCCUAAAGGAACAUGGACACCUUUCCAUGCAGAUGUUUAUAGAUCUUUUAGCUGGUCAGCAAAUAUUUGUGGCAAAAAGAAAUGGAUAUUUUAUCCCCCAGGAUGUGAGGAUAUGUUAAAAGAUAACCUGGGGAACCUUGUUUAUGAUGUCAUGUCUCCAGAUCUUGAUGACCAAAAGAAAUUUCCAAAUGCUCACAAGGUCAAAGGUCAAAUGCUAGAAGUCAUACAGGGUGAAGGUCAAAUUAUAUUUGUACCUAGUGGUUGGCAUCAUCAAGUGUAUAAUUUGGAAGACACUAUAUCUAUCAAUCACAACUGGUUAAACGGAUGUAACAUUGACAUAUUUUGGAAACAUUUACAAGAUGGUCUUCAAGAUGUGAAGAUGGAGAUUGGGCAUUGUCAGGACAUGGAUGGAUGGAAUGCCCAAUGUCAGCUUAUACUAAAAGCCUGUGCAGGUAUCGACUAUUCACAGUUUAUCAAAAUGCUCCGUGUAAUAGCUGAGCACAGAAUUAAACAGUUAAAAGAAAUUAGAAAAAUAUCGCACACAGCUACAGUGUUACAAACAGAUAACAUAGAAGUUCAUAAUGAUGGACAGAUAAUAGAUAGUGCAUGUAAACAAACAAGUAAUGUGGAAAUUCAUAAUGAAGGACAGAUAAUAGAUAGUACAUGUAAACAAACAAGUAAUGUGGAAAUUCAUAAUGAAGGACAGAUAAUAGAUGGUGCAUGUAAACAAACAAGUAACCUGGAAGUUAAUAAUGAAGGAAGGAUAAUAGAUAGUGCAUUUAAAACCUGUUGUAAUAUAGGUACAGAUUUCAGUCUGACGGAGAUGUAUCGUGCUUUAACAGAAACUGUCGACAGUGAUGAAGGACAGGGUGCGAGUUGUAUAGAGCAUUGUGAACAGAAUUGUGAUAUUUACGUAGACAAGACAAAUAACAGUAAGAACGUUCCUGAAAAUAUUGAAAGCGACUUGAAUAAAUGUGACCCAUCAGAAAAUGAUCAUCAGAGGAAGGGAACCUGUGAAAUAUGUGAACAUAAUCGAACAAAAAAGACACUUUCUGAAAAUGGUGGAAUUGGGAAAUGUGAACAUUUUGUUAACUGUGUUGACUCGUCAGAGUGGUGUGAAAGUGACUAUUUAUUAUUUGAUUUGUACCGUAUUAGACAGGUCCUGCAGAUUAUUAUAUCGGAUGAUGAUUAUCGGAAAUUAGAAUUGGAAUGUUCUGAUUCUGCUGAAUAUAUCUUAAAUGAAAUAAAACUUUAUCUUUCUUAAUGAAAUAAAACUGUAUCUUUCGUAAUGAAAUAAAACUUUGUCUUUUCUUUUGACAAAAAUCUUUGCCUUUCAUAAUGAAAUACAACUUUGUCUUUCGUAAUGAAAUAAAACUUUGUCUCGUAAUGAAAUAAAACUUUGUCUCGUAAUGAAAUAAAACUGAUCUUUUGUAAUGAAAUAAAACUUUGUCUCGUAAUGAAAAAAACUUUGUCUCGUAAUGAAAUAAAACUUUGUCUCGUAAUGAAAUAAAACUGAUCUUUUGUAAUGAAAUAAAACUUUGUCUUGUAAUGAAAUAAAACUGAUCUUUCGUAAUGAAAUAAUACUUUGUCUUUUGUAAUAAAAUAAAACUUUUGUCUUUCGUAAUGAAAGAAAACUUUGUCUUCAUAAUGAAAUAAAAAAACUGUAUCUUUCCUAAUUACAUAAAAGUUUGCCUUUCGUAAUGAAAUAAAACUUCGUCUUUUGUAAUGAAACAGAACUUUGUCUUUCAUAAGAUAUUUUUAAAUUAUGAUAAAUUGUGCUGUUCUUUAUGUGUUUAACUUUAUGUUACUCUACGCUACCUUGCGAAAGAGAAGUGAAGUGGCAGUUAGGAUAUGACUUUAAUGUGAUUGUUCUUCUUCAUGAUCUAGAUGAAAUUAAAUAUUUACCAUCUUUAUGUAACAGUGUCAUACUUGAUAUGAGUUAAAACUUAACCCAUACUUUAUAUGGAUUUGUUUUAGUUUAUUUUUAUCAGAAGCUAUAUGCUUUUAACCCUUUCGCUGCCAGAGGGUUAUUGUUUUAUUGAUCACCUUUUUGCCAGAGGGUUUUCUAAGAAAUUACUAUAUUAUUAAUUAAUAUAAUUAUAAUUAUUUGUUAUUAGUAUUAUAAUAAUUAUAUAUGUUUCCAAAUCUGUGAGAAUAAUAAUAAUUAUUGUUGAUGGUAUAAUUUUCUUUAUAUUUAUUAUUAUUUUUAUUAUUAUUAUUAAUUUAUUAUUAUUACCAUUAUUAUUAUAGAAAUGGCUAAAGCCGUCCAUAUGGCAAAUACGCCGAAAAUAACAGGGACGGCAUAAGCCGUCCCUAUGGCAGUGAGAGGGUUAAAAACCCUUAUACAUGUACUUCUUUGCCUAGAGCCAACCAGUGAUAAGCAAUGAGACUAAUAAUAUCUGUCAUAUGUUGCAGUUUAGAUCAGAAUAUCAGUCCAUAAUGGACCGGGCAGUAACGAAGCUUGCAGAGUUACCGCCCAUGGGGUUUCCGAAGGACUGAUAUUCCUAUCCGAACCGCAAACAUAUGUUAGAUAUUUUUUCUUGCAUAUUCUACCAUAUUCUAUCAUAUUUUAAAUUCUUUAACUUAAUAAAACAAUUUUCCAUGGAAAUUUAUGUCAUUACAGCGUUAAAAGUGUAAAGGUGAAGUAACGUCAUUCUUAGCAUGCCUUUUUGCCUGGUGAAAUGGGUAAAACUAACAGAAACACCAGUCUGCUAUGCUAGACUAAAGUUUCUUGCUCUGGGAGAUAAUGGCUUACGGGGUUUGAAUCCAGUCCUUAGAUUACUAGUAUCUUCAAAACAACAGAUUGGAAUGGUUUGAAACUUCACAUACUUAUUUUAGAGCAUGGAUUUUGUCAGAAUAAUGGCCCUUUUUGUACUUAAAAAUUCUAAAAUAUCCAGGUAGAGUUUUCACUGAUAAUUAAGGAUCAGGAUCAAAUUUAAAAACUAACAUGUUCUCCAUAAAAUUGGACUUGACACAGAAUUUUUAUACCAUUUUAGAAUAAAUUAAUUGUUAAUUUACAAGAUAUGGGCAUUUUACAUUUGUUGAUCCUUAUUUUGAUAUGAUUAUUUUUGUGUUUGUUUUGUUAUUUGUCAGUUUUAUCCCGUAAAGAGUUGUUUCUUUGCAAAUCAGCAUUUCUUACAAUUUGCUUAUGUACCAUAUAAUUCCAGCAAAAUAUGACUUAUUAUAGUUUUAUAAAGCAAUGGAAAUAAAAUCAGUAUCAUU
Messenger RNA from Ruditapes philippinarum (Manila clam), 3774 nucleotides. Its product is annotated as 2-oxoglutarate and iron-dependent oxygenase JMJD4-like. Lineage: Eukaryota; Metazoa; Mollusca; Bivalvia; Venerida; Veneridae. Bases 32 to 1816 code for a protein of 594 amino acids. Gene Ontology annotation, cellular component: cytoplasm; nucleus. Gene Ontology annotation, biological process: protein hydroxylation; positive regulation of translational termination; negative regulation of gene expression. The record is from RefSeq and is a predicted model, not a curated record. The transcript has 7 exons. Gene Ontology annotation, molecular function: sequence-specific DNA binding; histone H4R3 demethylase activity.